Molecule: messenger RNA, 2995 nt
Organism: Phoenix dactylifera (date palm)
Lineage: Eukaryota; Viridiplantae; Streptophyta; Magnoliopsida; Arecales; Arecaceae
Source: RefSeq, a predicted model, not a curated record
AUGCCAUAGAAAAAGAGGACACCAUGGGAGUGCAGAUGGCCAAAAGGGAAAGUCUCUGUGAAAUCUUUAUUAAUUUUUUUUCCUGGUCUUUGCUUUCCUUCGUUGGUGGUAUCAGCAUGCAUGUGCCUGAGCUGAUGCCAGCUCAUAGCAUGUAUUCUUCCAAAUUUAGCUUGUGGGGGGCUGCAUCACUGUGACAGUGCUCUGUUUCCUCCUCCUUCAAAAAGACACUGCUCUGUUUCUUGUCUUCUUUGCCUGCGUUCCUUGUUCCCUCCUCUCUAAGCUAAAGGAGAGCUGGUCUGAGGUGGCCGAUCUCGAAUCCAUGGCUUCUGAGGCUUCGUCAAACGAUCAAACAGAUGACAAAAUUGUUGAGAAGGAAGAGGUCAACAAUACAAAAGAUACUGAUGGAGAGAAUGUUUCCCAACCAAAAAAAGUUGAAGGUAAGGAUGAGGAAGCAAAUUUCCAGGUAGAGGAUUCAACAAAUACUGAAACAGCUUUAAUUGAAUCAGAAGAAAAGCCAGAAGGUAAGAUUGAUUCCGCAGUUGAGGUGAAGGAAGAAGAAGAUAAUGACAAGGCUUCUGGUUCAGAUGAUUUAGUUGGUCAUGGUGUGGAAGGGGUGGACAAUGUUAAAAAGGAAGCUGAAACCUCUGCUACGUCAGAACCAGCAGCCGAAUGUACCCAAGAAGAAUUAGAGAAUCAACCAGAUGUAUCUAAUACUCUUGUGCCACCAAGUGAAGUGGUUGAAAAACCAAAGGAGGAUUUUGAGGAAUCUUCAGUUGAAGAACCAGAAUCAGAAGCAUCAAAAAAGCCAGCAGUUUCAGAAACGGUGACUGAAAAAGCGAAAGGUGAAGUUACAGAGCCUUCAACUGUUCCAAGUUCAAUUUCAGAAGAAGAAAACAAAAAAAAGGAGCCACCGAUAGUAUCCACUGCCAAAGCGCCUGCAUCUGAUGGCAUUGAAAGCCUUGGUACUGAAGAAGGUGCUAAGAAUUCCCAAGACGAAAACAAGAACUUUGAGGAGACUGUUGCCUUCGAAAAUUUGAGUGCAGUGGUAACAGAUGUUGCGAAGCUUCAAGAAGCUGGAAAAGGAGCUGUUGCUCUUGAGGCUACUGAUGCACCCCAAAAGACUGAUGCAGAAUUAAAUGCUAGUAGAGAUGUCGAGGAAUCUGCAAAAGAAGAAAUGGGGAGCGGUAGAGUCGAAGAGGUGGUGAAAGAAGUUGCAGUUGAUGCUGGCAAGCCCAAUCCUCCUGCUGCUAUAGAACUGGUAGACGCUGCCGAUGAAAGUUCAGUUAUCAAAAUCACUGAAGAUUCCAUGAAGCCAGAAGCUAAGGUUGAAGAACAAAAGCAAGAAAAGAUUACAGAAGCUGAAGAACCAAAUGUAAGUGAGAAAAGUAAUAUUGAUGCUGCUAGCGAAGUUGCUGCAGUUGCAUAUGAUGGAGAGAAGGUUUCUGGAAGUACUGAAAAGGUUGAGGAGGAGAAGAAUGAUAGAUUGGAAAGUAAUGAGCCAACUUUGGUAGGUACCUCCAAAGAUCUCAAGGCAGCUACUGAAAUUUAUGAAGUCUCUUCCGAGGAAAGGAAGGUCUCUGAAGGUGUUGAUAUGGUUGAGGAUAAGGACGAACACUUAAAAGGUAAAGAGGAAAUCACCAGAGAUCUUGAUGCUGCUUCCAUAGUUGCAGAGGCUCCAUCCCAGGCAGAGAAGGCUUUUAAAGGUGCUGCAGUGUUUGAAGAGACAAAGGUUGAGGGUCUGAAAGAUGAGAAGCUAUCUGGGUUAGAGACCUCCAAGGAUUUCGAUGCUGCCUCUGAAGUUGCUGAAUUUUCAUCUCAGGAAAAAGUAUCCGGAAUUCUUGAAAUUGUGGCAGAGAAGAAGGAAGAGAGCUUGGAAAGUGAUAAGACAACAACAAUUGAUACCUCCGAAAGUUCUGAUGCUGCUGCCGUCUCAUCCAAAGAUGAGAAAUCUUCUAUAGCUGCAGAAAUGGUAGAUAAGAAGGAUAACACUCUAGAAGGUGACGAGCCAACUUUGGUUGAGACCUCCAAAGAAUUCGAUGUUGUUGGUGACAUUUCUGGAGUCUCAUUAGCAGAGGAGAAAACAUCUGGUGGUACCGAAAUGGUUCAGGAGAAAGAUGAGAAAGAGAAAUCUCCUAAAGGUGCUGAAACGAUUAAUGAAAAGAAGAAUGAAGCUUUGGAAGGUGCAAGGAAGACUCUUGGUGAAACUUUUAAAGAGCAUGAUAUGGAGGAAAAGAAUGUUAUCUCUGCAUCUGCUGCAGAACCAGUUGAUGAUUCUGAGGAGAUUGAGAAGGAUAAGGAACUUGCAAAAGAUAUUGCAGAGACUGGGAAACCUGAUGAUGGAAACAUAGUUGAGCCCUCCAAAGAUGGUGAUGUCACAAAGCAAGACAAGGAGGCCCCUAAACAAGACGUUCGUAAAGCUUCUCGACACCAUUCAAGUAGCAUAUUAUCAAAGAUGAAGCAUUUGAUUGUCAAGGCAAAGAAGGUGAUCCUUGGUAAAUCACCAAGUUCAAAGACCAUGUCAGCAGGAACCAACGAUGACAUUGAAGUGAAGUAAUAGAGCAGGAGGUUUCUUCAGUUUAAAAAGGUUGUGUCAUUUGUUAUAGGCUCUUGCAACAUAUAUGUUCUAAAGGUCAUUCUUGCAUCCACAUCCUGCCUGCGCUGGUGUGCCUUCCACAUGGUGCCCAGUGAGAGAGAAAAUAUGUGUGUGAAUGGAUGAACAGAAAUGCAAUUAGGAGGAUUGAGCUAAUGGGGCAAUGACACUUGCAGGGAAAGAUUUAUUGAAAUUGUGCCUCUUGGCUUGAUGGUAGAAAUGAUGAAUUGAACAGUAUCAGUUCAGUGUAGUGUUAUUUAUUUCUCGGGAUGGUGUGCUUUUGUGUGGCUUGGUUAUAUUUUGGUUGUGUUUAUAGACCUGGCGAGACAUUCUUUUUGUUGAUUAUGCGUGUAUUGUUCAGUCUCAUGAAUAAUAAUCAACGUAUACUUGAUAUAUAUUUUGUAA